AGAAUUACUAUAGCAACGUGUCCAGUGUUUGAUGUCGGCACAGAUGUUCCCUCCUCCCUUGGCCGAAAAUGGAACGGUUCACCCAAUAUUGAUAUUAUUUGGGAAAAAAAACUAAAAUGAAAAAACAAAAGGGGGAUUAGGAAUUAUGAAGAAUGGGUUCAAUUGAAAGAAAAGAAAAGAAGUUUGUUCCGAUUCAAAGUUUCGUCCAGAAAGCAUCAUCUUCCAUUCGAAAUAGGCUUUCUAAGAUCAAAUAUUGGUGCUUGUUAUAAUUCUUUUAUUUUUUCGGACGGAAGUAACUUUGAAGAAAAUGUAUAAUUUAAAAAAGCCAACAUAUCUUCCAAGGCAGAGUACAAAAUAUAGCCAAAUUCCAAGUAUAGAGAUGUGUACUAAAGACGAUACACCGACAUCUGCAUUUGAUUUUAAAGCUGAAACUAAAUUUGUGUCACAUCCCAAUGAAGUCAAGUUACCAGAAAAGCCUGUAUCUCUUGAAAGAAAGUUUCACGGCUACAGUAAGCCACCAAAUUUCCGUAUAUACACCCCAGCAAGUCCGCUGGUAGAACUAAAUGAACCUCUAGUUGGCAUAGGCUUUCCGAAUUUAUUUCGAGCCCAGGAACUACAGUAUCCCAAUGAUAAACAUCAGCCGUCUGUUUCCCGAACAUUCUCUGGUGAAAAUAUCAUUUUAAAUCAACAUGGUGUUAUAAUGGAUAUGAAACACCCCAAAAAAUAUUACAAAUCUCUUGGCUAUCCAGCAGCACCAGGAAAGCAUGCGUACUUUCGAAAGAAAGAGAAGAAACGUAGUAAAAGACUAACAGCUCGAAAUGUCCAAACACUCGCAUCUGGAACUGGCAAGAAAGCCUUUGAUGUAAUGAAGUUGAAAACUAAAACAGUAAAAAUUCAAGAGGAAGCGAAGCCACAAUUGGAAGUUAUCCCCAAAAGACUCCGCAGGUACAGUAAGAAUCUAAGUUUCCGAACAUCAGCUAAGGAGCAAGUUGUAGUUCCCCAGUCAGCAACUGAAUUCAGUAAAGAACUCCAAGAUGCACUUCGCAUGGCAUCCAAACAUAAGACCAGUAAAUAUCCACAAGUUGUUACACAACUAUUACUCAAGCAGAAACUCCAACCAAUUCCAAAAAAACAAUUAAGUGAUCUUGAAAACAAAAAGUUACCAAUGACGAUACAAACAUGCAAAUUUCCUCAGCCUGAGGAUGUUAAGGAAGAAAGUGAUGACUACAGGAGUCAGGAAAUGAAAGAUGAAUUACAACAGGAAGCUGAAUCUAAAAGAAGACCGAUUCUAAAACAAACAUCUGAUGGCAAGGCGCUUAAUCUACAUGAGCUACAAAUAUUGCCGGAUGAAACAGAACAUGUACAUAAGAGAGGAAAGAAAAUAGAAGCAACCGUUGAAUAUUUUGACAAUUUGCAGUCGAGACGCUCUUCUGGGCGUCCCGUAUAUGAGGCGCCAAGAUAUAAAGGAAUGAUGAUAAAAGGGGUCCGAUCAGAUUUAGAGAGACGGAUUACCAGUAGGAGGGAAACACAGGAUAAAAUUAAGGUAGUUGAAUCCGAUGAGCAUAAACUUGAGAAGGAAAGGGCAACCCUGGGAAAGCCUGAGAAAGGACUGCCUUUGAUAAGUGGGAUUUACAAAGUAGGUAAAAGGGCAAGUUUACAAGAUAGAGAGAAGGGUCAGUUGUUGGGAGAAGUCAAAGGGAAAUGGAAAGGAGAAGGAGAAGGAGAAGGAAGGGAAGGAGAAGGAGAAGAAGGAGAAGAAGAAAGAAAAGAGAGAGAAAGAAAAGAAAGGGAAGAGGAAAGAGAAAGAAAAGAAAGAGGAGAAGGAAUAGACAGAGAAGGAGAAGGAAGAAAAGAAAGAGGAGAAGGAAUAGAAAGCGAAGAAGAAAGAAAAGAAAGAGAAGAGAAAGAAAGAAGAGAAAGAGAAGAGAAAGAAAGAGAAGAGAAAGAAAGAGAAGAGAAAGAAAGAGAAGAGAAAGAAAGAGAAGAAGCAAAAGAAAGAGGAGAAGAAUGGAAAGAGAAAGAAGGAGAAGAAGGAAAAAGAAGAGGAGAAGAAGGAAAAAGAAGAGGAGAAGAAGGUAAAGAGAAAGAAGGAGAAAAAGAAGGAGCAUCAAGAAUUGAAGACGCUGUAAGAGAAGGUAAAGAAACCUCAGUGUCUGGUUUUGUCACGUCUGAGCAAGGAGUUGGGGUCACGAGCAAGUCCUAUGAAGGAACGCCAGUCGACAGUAAGACUUUGGUGAGAAGUUCUCAGCUUUCAAUAGAUCAACCUGAUGAAGAAGUGGCAUCGAAAACGUCAUCAGAAAUUGCAGAGAAGGGUGGAAUGGAGUUGGGUGUGGAUAGUGAUGCCGAAAAGCUGAGACAAGAUAAAGCUUCAGGCUUAACAGAUGUAGAAAAACUGAAACUGGAACCAUCGAAAGAAAUGGUUGAAAUCAGAGAAAUUCGAAGUUUGGAAUCGUUAAAAGAUACCGACAAAUCGUUUUUAAGCGCAGACGAUGGGUUGGCGAAAGAUAAAGCAAGAUCAUCAGAAGCUCUUCUGAGCGCCGUAGACAGAGAGAGUAGAGAAGUUUCUGCAGAAAGCACUGACAAAGACCACUUGAGAGUACUCGAAGAACCUGAGGCCAGCAGUUCCAAAGUGAGAUUCGAAGGUCCUCCACCUAUUGAAUUCGAAGGUGCUUCUAGAGAGUCAGCUGCUGAUAAAAAGUAUAUUCGUGCCAAAAGUUUAAGAGAUUCAGAAGAUCCUGUGGAUGCCAUAUCAAAGGACACAGUUCAAAGUGCUGAUAGCUUAGAAAAAGACACUCUUCAAAUGACUGACAGAGAUAAAGCGAAAAAAUUAAUGGUAAAACCGGAACAGCUGUCUACAUCUAGUUUUCUAAAAUCGUCAUUCUUGCAAGAAACUUCCUCCCAAGAGGCUGCAGAUUAUGAUACGGAAAGUCAGAUUGAGGAAGGCAGACGGGAGAAAAGACAAAAAGAUAAGAAAUCAGGGAAACAUAAAGCUUCAAGGAGUAAAGCAGCAAUUGACGAAGAUGGAGAGCAGCAGGUCCCAGAUGAAAAACAGCGUAAAAGUGGUAAAAAACAGGCUAAAAGAAUGGCAAAAGUACGUGCCAUUCUACCAAUCAUGGAACCAGAGAAGCAUGUCAUCAAAACAGAAGAAACCGAACUGACUUUUAAGAAGAGAGAGAAAAAGAAAUUCCAGGACCCAGAAUAUGUGAGAGAUUUCGUUUUCCAAAGAAGAAACAUUGCAGCUAGAGAAAAGAAACCAGAAAUUAAGAAAUUUCCUUCUGAAACAUAUGUUGUAAAAGAACCACAUGCACUUGAAAAAAGAUCAACUGAACAAAUCAAUGAAGAAUUAGAAGUAUCAGAGGAAUCUUUGUCUCAACCAUCUGAUGAGAUAAGUCAGGAGAGCUUGUUUGCUGAAGAACAAGAAUCCAUACAACAAAAGAAAGCAUCAAUGGCACUUACCAAAGACUAUGAAAAAGCAUCAGCAAAGCAAAAGAUAUUUGUGAAACUGGAUUCUUAUGCCAUAAAUCCUGAAAGAUUCCAGAAAUCCUUGCUGAAACUAAAAGUGAAUCGAAUUUUUGAUACACUGCAAAGUCUUCAGCCACAAGCACCAAAACCAGAAGAUGUCACUGAAUUUAUAACCAGUCAACAUGAAGACGGGAAAAUUAAUGCAGAAGAAUAUGAAGCUUUGAAAGAAACAGUUGAAGAAGCUUAUGAAGUUCCUCCCAAGGUGGAACCAGAAGUGACUCCAGGACAAGUGGCUAAACCUUUGGACAAGCAAGCAAAGACAAAGGUUGUGGAGAAAGCAAAAGUUUUGCCAAAGAAAGUGAAAUCCAGAAAAUUUACCAAGAGAAUGGUUGGAAAACCAAGAGCUAAAAUUGAGAAGAAGAAGAUUCCUGCAAUACCUUCUGAAGAAAUCAGACGAAAAUUUAAUUGGGUUGCAGACCAAAUGAGACUUCUUAAUGAGCUCCGCAUCAUUCAUGAAUUAACAGAACCUUUCAUUUUCUCCUACUAUGUACAUUGGCCAGUGAUGUCAGAUUUUGCCAAUCACAAGAAGAAACUCAAAAAAGAAGUUUUAUAAUGGACAAUAAAAAUCUGAAAAUAAAAAUUUCAUGGACAAAAAG
This is a messenger RNA of Octopus bimaculoides (California two-spot octopus), 4118 nucleotides long. RefSeq lists its product as uncharacterized. The record is from RefSeq and is a predicted model, not a curated record. NCBI's taxonomy places the organism in Eukaryota, Metazoa, Mollusca, Cephalopoda, Octopoda, Octopodidae.